Messenger RNA from Exophiala oligosperma, 1929 nucleotides. RefSeq lists its product as uncharacterized. Bases 183 to 1655 code for a protein of 490 amino acids. Lineage: Eukaryota; Fungi; Ascomycota; Eurotiomycetes; Chaetothyriales; Herpotrichiellaceae. The transcript has a single exon. The record is from RefSeq and is a predicted model, not a curated record. Gene Ontology annotation, molecular function: acyltransferase activity, transferring groups other than amino-acyl groups.
CGCGACUGUGGAGACAGAGUGCGAGGUGAAUACAAGGACUGUAUCUCGACGACAUAGAAAUAGACGAGGUUGCGCCCACUGUUCGUUGAACUUGCUUCCUGUCCUCAUCCUCAACGAAGCAAUCAAUUGAGAUAUCGAGAACCCUAUUUCAUUUACAUUACAACACCACCAAUAUCGACAACAUGUCGCAGCCAGCUCAGAACGGUUCUUGCAUGCUGUCCCAAGUCGACCAGCUCAUGCCCAGAAUGUAUACGCCUCUCUUUCUGGUCUACAAAACGGAUCAAUAUGAAAAGGCCGUCAAAAAUUUGAACGAAGGUUUAGCCAAAACUUCGGCCUUGCUUCCAUUUCUCAAAGGCUAUGUUCACAAGACAUCGGACGUUUCCAACCGGCUGUCGCUCUCGUGGUCAUCUCAAGACCCGCCACUGGCUGUCACCGAGACUUCCACUCCAGAGUCCCUGCCAAGCUUCGAGAGGUUGAAGCAGAAUGGAGCACCGCUCUCGGUAUUCCAAGAGAGCCUCUGUCCCGUACCAUCGAUCAUAGACUAUAAGACUCCAGGAGCGAAGGCAUCGGUCCUCGCCAUCGGGGCUACAAGGAUGGAAGGAGGUUUGAUACUAUGCUUGUGCGCUCACCACGUGGUUAUGGACGGAGCGGGCAUGGGCAAGUUUCUCAAGCUUUGGGGCGACUGCACGAGAGGUGUUCUGAAUCUUGUUGAUGACGACGCGCUGUACGACCCCGAGGAACUCUCUCAUAGGGACACAUGGCUACGAGAUGCUAGUGGGUACUUUCCUGAGGCUGAACCGCAAGCGACGCUCGAGGAGCUCUUGUCUCGGCAUCCGGAAUAUAGCCUUCGAUCUGUCAGCGCACCUCUCCCACCCCUAUCGGCCCAUGUCUCUGGACAGCCAGCCGCUUGUGCCGCAAAGAUCUUUGCUUUCUCAAGUGCAAAGCUGCAAGAGGUCAAGGUGGCCAUGAGCAAAUCUGUGCCAACCAAGUACCUUACUGUCAACAAUGUUCUGGGUGCUGCCCUGUGGAUCGCGAUUACAAGUGCUCGGCUUGGACGUAUACGCCACAAUGGCCUUCCUACUAUUGAAGGCUCUGCCACCUCGAAACUUGGCUUUGCCAUCAAUGCUCGCUCGAAGGUUGGACCCCCGGUAUCAACCAUGUCUUUCUUGGGCAACGUGACCAUGCUCAAGGUGGUUGAACUUCCUGCUACCGAGAUGGAAGGUGUCGCUGAGAAUGCCCUGGCCAAGUCGAGCGCCACGAACUUUUCUCUUUUGACGCCGGUAAUCACUGCUAUUGCUGCAACCACCUCCGCUGUGACACCAACUCAUGUUGGUGAGAUCGUGGCAUUUGCCGAUCGUCUCUCUGACGUUGAAGACAUCCUCCCAGGAUGGAAUUCCUACCAUGGUCUGGAUCUGACAUAUACAAGUUGGGCGGAUCUAGGAAUGUACGAUUGCGACUUCGGAGCAAGUUUAGGAGGUGGGCCGCGGUUUGUUAGGAUCCCCUACAUGCCUUAUAUUGACGGCAUGGUGCUUUCCUUGCCGAGACGCAGGCUGGCCGAAGCUUUCGAUGAGAGAAUUGAGGUUGCCAUCAUGAUGAAUGAGCAAGAUAUGCAAGCGCUUGAGGAGAACGAAAUGAUACGAAGCUGGCGUGCUUAAGCGGAUCUAUUGCUACCGAGAUGCUUGCUUUGGUCUAUAUGAUUCGCGAUCUUCCCAAGGUUCAAGAACGGGCGAAGACCCUGGUAAAGCUGCCUUCAUUCGCCCCCACGAGUUUUGAAUUGAACCCGAGCACAUGUACCACAGAUAUUUUUCUUCUUGGCCACCUAGCUACAUCACCUGAAUUCACUUUGGACGACACCCUUCACGUGAAGAAUUUGUAAACGGGAAAAGUGGCGAGCAGCAUUUGGCCAUUGGUAGUAGUUCUAUCUGGUGG